This is a messenger RNA of Glarea lozoyensis ATCC 20868, 930 nucleotides long. RefSeq lists its product as uncharacterized. Lineage: Eukaryota; Fungi; Ascomycota; Leotiomycetes; Helotiales; Helotiaceae. The record is from RefSeq and is a predicted model, not a curated record. The transcript has a single exon. The coding region runs from base 1 to 930 and encodes 309 amino acids.
AUGAAAUCCUCACUCCCAGCAAUCCUCGCAUUCUCAGUCUCCGUCCACGCCGCCAACUCGUGCGGAACCGGCUACACGAUCUGCGCACCCGCAGGCGCAACAUCAACCACCACCCCCAAAAUCGGCAGCACCGAAUUCCAAAGCCUCCUCAGCGACAUCGUCGGCUCCUCGCUCCCCUCAUUCAAACGCGAUACCGCCGACGGCACCGCCUCGCUCUGCUGUCUCACCUCCCUCUCCUGUCUCACCCUCUCGAACCUCGCGCUCCCGUUCUGCUACGACAAAUUCACAACCAACUUCCUCCUCCCCGAUGGCAGUUUCGGCACGGUCGCCAAUGGCGCGUAUACCUCGAGUAGCGGCGACACGGCGAAUUUAUUGACGGGGGAUUACACGUUAUCUGGGGGAGCGAGCGGGAAUAUAUAUGCAGGCAAUGAAGCUGCGAAACCGAAUACCGCGACUCUAGCUCUGCCGCCGCAGUUUACGGGGACAGGUGUUGGGGGAGCGGUGCCUGUGAGUUCGCUGGGCGCGUUGGUGACUCUCACGUUUACGACGACGUUGCCGGCAAGCGUGGUGGAGGCUACGACGGUGUUGCCGGCUACGGUGCCUGGGAGUACGUUUUCGAGCGUGGUUACGGUUUCGACAACGGUUUCGCAGCAGAUUGGGACGACGGUGAGUGUGGCUACGAGUGUUGUUACUACGGCGGAGGUAUCGACUGCGCAACCAAGUACGGUGGCUGGGACUACGAGGGAGGCUUCUACUGUUCCGGCGAUGACGAGGACGGUUGUUACUACGCAGGCGGUAGCUCCGUCUUCGGUUGUUGAGAGUACGACUGCUGCUGCUUCGGCGAGUAAGACGGGAGAUGCGUCCAAGAUGGGCGGGAUGGGAUUGAUGCAAGGCUUGAUGAUGGCGGUUCUGGCGAUCUUUCUAUUGUAA